AUGCCCGUAAAAUACGCAUUGCGAGAUGCAUUCGGUGUUCGCGACUUAUGGGAGGACACUUUAAUGACCCUACGUGGGGAUCAUUACGAGUACCGACUCUUUGAUUCGGGCGACAACAUCGUUCCGCACGAGGAGUCGGGAUCGCGGGUGAAGCGCGUGAUGGAUGGUAUGAGAUAUGAGCGGGGUGGAAAAGCAAAGUAUUGGAUCCCCAAGCCUGGAGAGGUCAAUAGUCGUACACCUUUGCUAGGCGGGGACUCGAGGGACCGAGGCCACGGGGGUGAACGCGCAAGUCAACCCUCGCGAGAGCGAUUCCGGUCCUACAGCGAGAUUGAGGAAAUUACCAUGGAUGAGGAGGACGAACGACUCUUCCUCAAUGCCCGGGCACUGGAGUUUGGGGACUGGAAUUACCCUGUAAUUACCGCCAACGAGGUGCCGAGAGACCAGCGACUACCGCCCGCGAGGCGACAUCACGAUUCAAACCGAGGGUCGGAUGUCAAAAAGGCCCGCAGGCACAAAAAAAGUCGGGCGGCAGAAGGCACAAACAGGAGAACGUCUACGCCAAGCUCCAAUCCACCCGACAGACCCGCCCCCAGCUCACCAACGCCCGGUUCCUUGCAGCGAAACCCUAGCUCCACGAGCUCCGGCGGCACACGACGCAGCCAGCUCGUCGACCUCGUGGUGGAGAACACGGAGGCUGAAGAAGAAGACCGGGCUCAAAUCCAAAGAACGUAUGGCACGGCCCAUGUAGAGCCUGAGCCCCGGCGAUUUUCGUAUGUCGCGCAACCAUUGGCGAGAAGAUCACGAGUUGCUAAUCUCAUUUCCAGGAGACCAUCGGGGGAGCCAAUCGAGGAGGAGGCCGACUCUGCGACACCAUCUAGUCCCGAAACUAAUCAACGGUCUAGAUGGAACUAUGACUUGGGAGACAAUGUUUGGAACAAUUAG
Messenger RNA from Penicillium olsonii, 942 nucleotides. Lineage: Eukaryota; Fungi; Ascomycota; Eurotiomycetes; Eurotiales; Aspergillaceae. The record is from the annotation of a GenBank genome assembly.